AUCGCUAGCCCGGGACGUGGUCCGCCGCGUCGUUUCGAGCCGGAUGAUUCGAUAGUCUUUCGAAGCUCUCUCCGGGUUACCUGUUCUUCGUGGCGAGGAGAGGGAAGUUUACACAUAGAUAAACGGGAAAACGUGUCUUUCGAGACUAAACAAGGAAAAAUCGGUGUUAAUUAUAGAGAAUCGUUUCGAUAAGCGAAGAAACUUGUACGCUUAUGACGAGACACGGAAAGGUUGGUGACUAUUAGAAUCAUUCGCGGUGAAAAACAAAAAGAUCUCUUUGAAAGUCCUUCAACAUGAGCAAUUGGAGACUUAGUGAUAAUUCGGGGAAGUUCUUUCGAUCAGCAGAGAAAUUGAUCGUCUAAAACGAGAUACAGGAAAGCUCUUUUGCGAGUACUUUUAUACGAAAGACUGGCAAAUUGAUUAGAUGACGAUUAGAAACGAUCGUUGCUGCGUCUAUCGAAAAAAGUUGAAUCUUUGCGGAACUCUAAUAAUUUAUUUACUUGCCUACUAAUCCUUCUCCUCAAAACGAGAAAGUUGGGCAACCUGCGACGAUUAGAAGAAUUGUAUCAAAAUUGGUGCGCGAUUUAUUCAUCUAAUUAAGACUUCAAAAAUCCUUCGAAUUAAAAGGUUGAAAAACUUGCGAAGAUUAAAGAGAACUUUUACGAAAUAGGUGUUUGUAUCUGUAAUUAUAAGUGAAGAAAAGAAGCAAAUUUUGAAGCUUCCAGUGGUGAAUCGUGGGUUCUUCCAUGCGAAGGUUGCGGUGACAUGGCUGCCGCCCUUUUGGGCAAGUGCGUUGGAUUACUGGCUUUGGUGUUGCUUCUCUAUAGUUGUUGCUAUGGCUUCCGUAUUCGAGAUCAUCCAUCGUCGACGGAGCAACCACAUCGCGCCACCUGCACUUCCAUCUUUGGCAGAUGCCAGGAGAAGACGAUCACGGCCACGUCGAACAAAAAGUGGCACGACACUUCGCGGCUUGCCAGUGCUCCUAGGAAACCACCUGUCGAGCUGACGUCGACGGAUGACGAUAGAGUAACAGAAGAAGAAAAGUAUACGAAACAUGACGGAGGUGGACGUGUUUCUGAUUGGAUAGAGAAAAGUCUUGAAGAGGAUGAGGAUGAGGAUGACGAAGUGAUCGUGGAGAUAGAAGAAGAUACUGACGAAGUAAUUGUGAGUUAUGAUGAGGAUCAGGAUGAAGAAGAGGAAGAGGAGGAAAUAAGUGAAAAUGAUGAUGACGGUGAUAGUGAUGAGGAAGAAGAUAGAAAAGUAAUUAUGAAGAAACUUGUAGAGGAUACCGAGGAAGAUGAAGAGAAGAGUGAGAAAGUGGAUUUGAAGAAGAAAGUAAGUUUGGAGAAGGGUUUGAAAUCUAAGAAACAAGAAAAGGAUGAAAAGGACGAAGAUGAGGAUGAAGAAGAAAAACAUGGAAAGAAAUAUAGGAGAGAUGUUCAUGGAAAACUGGCUGUAAAGAAACUUGUUGAAGAUACAGAGGAAGAAGAGAAGACAAGUGAAAAAGUGGAUUUGAAGAGAAAAAUAAGUUUAGAAAAAGAGUUGAAAGAGACAAUGAAAUCUAAGAAGCAAGAAAAGAUUGAAGAAGACGAAGACGAAGGCGAAGACGAAGACGAGGAUGAGGACGAGGACGAAGAUGAAGACGAAGACGAAGACGAAGACGAAGAUGAGGACGAGGACGAGGACGAGGACGAGGACGAAGACGAAGACGAAGACGAAGACGAAGACGAAGAUGAGGACGAGGAUGAGGACGAAGACGAAGAAGAAGAAGAAAAAAUUGUUUUACCUCCACCACGAAAACUAGAAAAGGUUAGACACGCGGAUAAAGAUAAAGUUAGGUCAGCAGAAAUAGCAAUGGUUACAGAAAAACCAAAGGAAAUACCAAAAGUAGAGAAGAAACCAGAGGAAAGCGUGAAGAAGAUUCAAAAAUUAUAUGAAAAGAAGUCGAUGGAAGAACCAUCGAAGCUAGUUGAAGCCACGAAGAAAGUGGAACCCGUGAAAAUAACGAAAGCUGAAAUCGAAUCUCCUGAAUCGAAAAUUGUCGCGAAGCCGGAAAAGAAAGCGCAGAUUUCAGUGAAGAUAGAGGAACCGGCGAAGGUUUCGGUAAAGACAGAGGAAAAAGCGAAAGUUCCGGUGAAGACGGAGGAGAAAACAAAGGUUCCGGUGAAGACGGAGGAGAAAACAAAGGUUCCGGUGAAGACGGAGGAGAAAACGAAGGUUCCGGUGAAGACGGAGGAGAAAACGAAGGUUCCGGUGAAGACGGAAGAAAAGACAAAGAUUCUGGUGAAGACGGAAGAAAGGACGAAGGUAAAACCGGAAGUAUCGAAAACACGGGAACCGGCAAAAGUGAAAACAACCAGUGCUCAAGCUCCGGCUAAAGUUACAGAAGUUAAGCGAUCCGAUAAAGAUGAGUCGAAAGUAAAAACGAAAACGCACGUGGAAGCUUCUUUCACUUUGGCUCGAUUGAACGAAGCGAUACUACGCGUACCGACAUUCGUGCCAAAUUUCACGGCCGUUGAGAACUUCGAAUGUCAGCAGCAUGGCAAGAUCUUCCUACGACAAUUACGGGGUUAUAAGUUAUGGGCGUUGCAAAUGUUAGAUUCGAGCGCAAAAAUUCCAUCGGGUCUAUUGCGAGGGAACGUGAACCAACUUGGAGAUUUUGACGAGUGUUUGGGUGUGAUGGCGCACGUGAAAUUGAAUGAAAAAACGAUAAGGGUGCAGGGCAAAUAUUGUUUGGCCAAUAUAGAUUUGUAUCCGUCUCAUCCGGACAUGAAGCUUCCGGUUAAUAUGAUGCAGGCACGUUCUUUCAUAAGAGGAAGUAUGUACGACCCUGGUCACUUCAUUCCAAAAUUCACGACAGUGAACUGGGCAGUGUGUCUUCCAGCGGCGUGUUCCGCUGAAGAUGCACGAAUCGUUGUCGAGGAAGCAUUGAACGACUAUAACUCUACCGUAGGAAUUACAUUCAUGGUAGAUGUCAAUCCUAACAUGUGCUACGUCAAACAAAAAUCACGAAGCUAUUCGAAAGAGACGAUCGGUGUUCUAUAUUUCUACGCAAUGAUCGUCUGUCUCGUCGCUGUAGCAACCACGAGAGAUUAUUUAGUGGUGUCGGAAGGAAAAGGAAACUAUUCGGAGAGAAUAAUAAUGUCCUUUUCCUUACGGAGAACCCUCAGAUCUUUAUUCAGUAAAGGAUCCAGCUAUGUCGAUAUUACAUGCAUUCAUGGAAUAAGGACACUCGUCACGAUUAUGCUUUACAUUGGUCAUCAAAUCAUACCGAUUUCGAUGUUGCCAUUUUCCAAUCGAAUCGAACUCACAGAGGUAGCGAACUCUCCUAUCAGCUCGAUAAUGAGGGUGUCGAUGGUUUACACAGACGCGUUUUUAUUGCUUAGCGGUGUCCUAGCUGCUUUCAACAUGGCGCACGAAUUUAUAACACGGGGCGAGAUUCGAUGGUUUUGCCGUUUUAUUGCCAGAUAUAUCAGACUCACCCCAGCGUUACUCGCAGUGGUAUUUUGGUACGCGUUCAUAAUGGAGCACAUUGGAUCGGGACCACAAUGGAAUAGCGUCAUAGUACCAAAUGCGGAGCUUUGCAAAAGCAACGCGUGGACGAAUUUGUUAUACAUACAAAAUUUCUUCCCCUUCGAAGAGAUGUGUGCAACUCAUACCCACCAGUUGGCUUUAGACAUGCAAUUGUCACUAUUAGCCCCAAUGUUGGUAUUCUUCUUAGAAUGCAGGCCUAUCAUUGGGAUUCUUGUAAUAUUUUUCUUCGUCUUAUUGUCAGCUACACUCCGUUACGUAGCAACGAUGAGCAAUUAUCUUUCCGUUGUUGUUUUCCAUGGAAUGUCAUUGAAGCACCUUUACAGGACUGCCAAUUUAGUUUACGCAUUACCAUUACAUAGAGCAACACCGUAUGUAUUUGGUGUAGGACUUGGUGUGUUAUUACGGCACACAGGAAGGGAUGUCAGGAUCCACAAGGUGUUAGUGAUCUUGGGAUGGUUGAUCGCGAUGGCCUUGGGAUCCUGGUCGUUAUUUUCACCAUGGCAUUUAGCCAGAAGGGACUAUGUGUACGAUGCUGAAGAAGCAGCCAAUUAUGUUGUGAUCAGUCCAGUCUUUUGGACCUUGGCUUUAUGUUGGCUCAUUUUUGCGUGCUACACCAAUCACGGAGGUAUAUUAAAUAGAUUCCUUUCGAACUACUGGUUAUUACUCUUCAGCAGAAUAUCGUAUGCUGUAUAUCUAACACAAUUCGCAGUAUUUUUCUACAACGUUGGGACCACCAGACACUCUAGCGAAUUUCAUCUUCACAGAGGCCUAGAUCUUCUGGAAGCAGCAACAGUCAUAAUCAUCUCCAUCAUCCUAACCUUAUUCUUCGAUAUCCCUAUGCAAGAGAUCAAGAACGUGCUCAUGGAAAGUACAGACUCCCUGAACGCAGAAGUAGCGAUAUCAGAGAAAUCAGCAAUCGUCGAGUCUUCAACCUCAGAAAUCUCGAAAACCUCAAAAGCUCCAAAAUCAGAACUCCAUGAAAAAAAAAUUUUCGAAGAAGACGAAGUAGCUUCAACAGGCUGGGACUGGCAAAGAGACAUAGUAGAUGGUGGUGCAAAAUACUCCAAUGAGAGUAUAGAAGACGAAGAACGAGUAGACAUGCCUAUCUUAAAAAAGUCAAGUGGCAGAAGACGAUCAUUUAUUAGUCGUGAACCAUCUGAAGCCGAAUAUCCGUCAUAUUGGCUAAAGAAUGAUAACAGAAGAUUCUCAAAUAAUACUGAAGACUAUAGAGAUCGUGGAAGAAGAAGCAAAAGCAGUCAAAGGGAUUAUCAGGAGAACGAAGCUUUAAGAGCGCAACAAGAGCGAGAAGAAUCAAUUAAACGAAGCAGACGCUCUCUGCCAAGAAGCCUCGACACUAACAAAUUAUCCACACGGGACAGCGAGGACGAGGAAGACUAUCCAAGAACCAAAUAUGAAGAAGAAGACGAAAAUAAUCCGAGGUACAGGCGAUCGCAGUCCAGAGGAAGAUCCGUGAUUAGGGAAUCGGACGAUUAUCGUUCCUGGGACCUUCCUAAAGAUUCCAAAAGACCUUCCAGAAAAUCCGAAGAACGCGAGCCUAUACAAAGACAAUCAAGAGUCUCGAAAACCUUCUCCUCAGAAAGCGAAGAAGAACAUUUUCCUCAACAGAGAAGAAUUGAAAAGAGACACGUAGAACCAAGGAUCAGCGACGAAGAGGAUUGGGAGAGCGAGUUGAGAAUACGUCGAAAGCAAUUCAUGGAAAAACUGGCGACACGAGAUCCCGUAUCUGAAGAAGAAAACUUGACCUCUUUACGAAGAUCCUCAGCGGAAGGAAAACUAGCAUUGCUAAAAGAUCCAACAGGAGAUGACAAUAUGGAUUCCUGGACGGUUAGUGUAGGUUCGCGUGUUGCUCAAUUAGGCUCUUCUCAAGAACGAAGUGAACCUGAAGACGAAUAUAUUCGACGAAGAAGAGAAUAUCGUGAACAGGCUCCUCCUCCAAGAGAAGACACCCAAAGCGAAGAAGAAGCGAUUUGGGAUUCCACAAGAAAAUCUUAUACCAGUAGUAGUCAGGUGACUUCUAUCGAAGAAGACGACGAUAUUGAUACUUAUAACUUCGUUCUAACAAAAGAUAGUAAAAGAAAAUCUGUUCAGGACCUUUCUAGGUUACCUCAGGAAGAUUUUGACUUUGUAGAGUUUGAAUUGACUGUUGGAAAGAAAGAGGGUGAAGGUUUACUUAGGUCUUCUUCUGGUUUGUAUAAAAGAGAGUCGAUUAUUAAAAGCCAGGCUAGUGAAGAAGAUCCUGAGUAUCUUCUUCCCGAAAGACCAAAAUUGGUGCAGCAGGAGAGAGAGCAUCCUUUUAAGAAAGCUUGGCAGAUGCAGAAAUCUAGAUCUGAGGAAGAUAGCGCUGCAUACAUUAUUAAAGAAUCUAAAGAACAAUCUAAAACAGAAACGAAAUCGAAAGAUGACGAAACUAAGGAAACUAAAGAAAUUAGAAAGGAAUUUAGUGGAGAACAGUACGAAGACACUGGCGUGUUUGCUGAUGAUGAGUCAGAAUCGGUUAUGCUGGCUCAUAGUAGUAGUGAUAUUGAUGAUAACACGAGAAUGAGUUCGAAGUCUGAAGAAACGGAGUCAGUUUCAACUGAGAGGAGUAAGAGUUCUAAGAAAAAUAGUGUGAAGUCAUCGGACGUUGAGGAGGAUUCUUUGAGAUCUAAUUGGCCAUCGGAGGAGGAGCAAGUUUAUAGAAGCGGUCCUAGGAGUAAAUCGGAGGAGACAGAGUGGAGCUGGGAAAGAGAAGAGACUUGAUGAAGUGAGUGAGCUAUGGAGUAAGAAAAAUGAUUAUAAAUUAAAUAUAACGAGGUAAAUUAUUCUGCUUGGAUUGGUUGAGAGGAAAGGGGAAAGCGAAGUGGACUGGAUUUUGGGAAGGAAGGACUGAGGAUUUGAAAGGAAAAAUGGAUCAUUGAGGAGUUGACGAUUAAUAGAUUUAAUUAUCGUUCCAUAAGAGAGAAUAGAAAGAACGUAUUUUUACAAUCGUUUUAUUCUUAUGCGUGUAAAGAGGUGGAACGAUUUACAGUCAAUCAGAAGUCUACGUACAUCGCUACUUAUAAAUCACAUAAAGCUUCUAAUACAUUAGCUAAACGUUAGCUCCCAGAAACCAUAUACGAGUUGAAUAAAAUCUUAAAUUUUGGUAUUGAUAAAAUUAAAAUUAAAAUGUAGUCCCAAGAAUUUGUGAGUUAAAUGUUUAUAUUAUUUUAAAUUCUUCUAAAAAUAUGUUAAUAUAUUGAUCAAAUUCAUUUUAUGCUUUAAUGAAAAUUGAGUAAGAUAUGUAGAAUUUUGUGACCGAUUGUACAUCUUCUCUGCAGUUGUCUCCUGUUUCUGGUUUCAAGCUCAAGAUCGUUUAUCUGUAUUUAAAUCUAUCGUCAAAACACAUAAGUCGAAUGUAAUCGUGGAAUUACAAUACAUGUUAAAAGCGUUGCGAAUGACAAGACCAAAUUAUGAGACCAUUUUCCGUAGAGUAUAAUAAAUUAUUCGUUAAAUAUACAUAUACUAGCAUCGUGAAUGAAUGAGAUAGUAAUAUUGGAAAAUUCCGUAUUUCUUCGGUAUUUAUGGCGUUCCUUAUCUUCUUACAUUUGAUGGAAUUUGUUUAUUGUAAAGGAUGCGAAGGAUACUGGUAAUAAAAUUAUGCUAAAAAAGUGUCUCCUUUAUGAAAUU
Molecule: messenger RNA, 7200 nt
Organism: Bombus pascuorum
Lineage: Eukaryota; Metazoa; Arthropoda; Insecta; Hymenoptera; Apidae
Exons: 14
Coding region: 766-6294 (1842 amino acids)
Molecular function (GO): acyltransferase activity, transferring groups other than amino-acyl groups
Source: RefSeq, a predicted model, not a curated record